Messenger RNA from Sorex araneus (European shrew), 1485 nucleotides. RefSeq names its product cytochrome P450 2B11-like. Lineage: Eukaryota; Metazoa; Chordata; Mammalia; Eulipotyphla; Soricidae. Gene Ontology annotation, molecular function: oxidoreductase activity, acting on paired donors, with incorporation or reduction of molecular oxygen, reduced flavin or flavoprotein as one donor, and incorporation of one atom of oxygen; heme binding; iron ion binding. The record is from RefSeq and is a predicted model, not a curated record. Gene Ontology annotation, cellular component: cytoplasm; intracellular membrane-bounded organelle. The transcript has 9 exons. The coding region runs from base 1 to 1485 and encodes 494 amino acids. Gene Ontology annotation, biological process: xenobiotic metabolic process.
AUGGAGCUCAGCGUCCUCCUCCUUCUGACUGUCUUCACAGGACUCUUGCUUCUCAUUGGCAGGGGCCAGCCAAAAUCCCGUGGACGACUCCCUCCUGGCCCUCGUCCCCUGCCCUUCUUUGGGAAUCUCCUGCAGAUGGACAGAAAUGGCCUGCUCAAAUCCAUCCUGAAGAUGCGAGACCAGUAUGGGGAUGUGUUCACUCUGUACCUGGGACCAAAGCCAGUGGUCAUUCUCUGUGGAACAGAGGCCAUCCGGGAGGCUCUGGUGGACCAAACUGAUGCCUUCUCUGGCCGGGGAAAAAUAGCUGUGCUUGAACCAGUCUUCCAGGAUUAUGGUUUAGUGUUUUCCAAUGGGGAACGCUGGAAGGUGCUUCGACAAUUUGCUCUGACUACCAUGAGGGACUUUGGGAUGGGAAAGCGGAGCGUGGAGGAACGAAUCCAGGAGGAAGCUCAGUAUCUGGUGGAGGAGCUGAGGAACACAAAGGGAACACUCCAGGACCCCAAAUUCUUCUUUCAAGCCAGCGUCGCCAAUGUCAUCUGCUCCAUUGUCUUUGGGGAACGUUUCUCCUACCAAGACCCUGAGUUCCGUCGACUGCUGCACUUGAUCUUUAGCUCAUUUGUCCUCAUGAGCUCCUUCUCUGCCCAGAUGUUUGAGCUCUUCUCUGGAUUCUUGAAGUAUUUCCCUGGUGCACACAGCCAGGUCUCUAGGAACUUGAAGGAAGUCAAUGACUUCAUUGCUCGAAAUGUGGAAAAGCACCGCGAGACUCUGGACUCUACUGCUCCUCGAGACUUCAUUGAUGCCUACCUGAUCCGCAUGGACAAAGAAAAAUCCAACCCCAACACUGAAUUCCAUCACAUGAACCUCAUCAUCUCUGUACUCUCGCUCCUCACUGGUAACACAGAGACCACCAGCACUACGCUCUGCUAUGGAUUCCUGCUCAUGCUCAAAUACCCCCACAUCACAGAGAGAGUCCAGAAGGAGAUUGACCAGGUGAUUGGCUCACACCGUGCUCCUGACCUCAAUGACCGAAUCAACAUGCCAUACACGGAUGCUGUCAUCCACGAGAUUCAGAGAUAUGCAGACGUCAUUCCCAUGGGGAUCCCUCGCUCUGUCACCAAGGACACACACUUCCGAGGGAACAUCAUCCCAGAGGGCACUCAAGUAUUUCCCAUCCUGAGCUCUGCUCUCAAUGAUCCACAUUACUUUGGAAAACCAGAAACCUUCAACCCUGAUCAUUUUCUGGAUGCCAAUGGGGCAUUGAAGAAGAGCGAUGCCUUCAUACCCUUUUCCGUAGGGAAGCGCAUCUGUCCUGGAGAAGGCAUUGCCAGAGCGCAAAUAUUUCUCGUCUUCACCACCAUCUUGCAGAACUUCAACUUGGCCACCAGCAUGGCCCCUGAGGACAUCGACCUCACUCCUAUGGAGUGUGGUGUGGGCAAACUGCCCCCACCAUACAAGAUCCACUUCCUGCCCCACCAUGGAGACUAA